Messenger RNA from Pyricularia pennisetigena, 714 nucleotides. RefSeq lists its product as uncharacterized. The transcript is spliced from 2 exons. The record is from RefSeq and is a predicted model, not a curated record. NCBI's taxonomy places the organism in Eukaryota, Fungi, Ascomycota, Sordariomycetes, Magnaporthales, Pyriculariaceae. The coding region runs from base 1 to 714 and encodes 237 amino acids.
AUGAAAGAGCUUGCACAGACCCAGCCCCUAAGCUUUAAAACAACGUCGGGUUUAACGCCUCUUCACGUUGCUGCAGCCGGGCUUCACUAUGACCUUGUCAGGUUCCACGCCGGCCAUAUAGGUUGCCGCUCAGCCACCACAAGUCUCCAACUCAGACAGGCCAAGUGCGGGUGGAUAGCCUUGCAUUAUGCCGCAGCGGCGACAGAGCUUAAAGCCGUCAUUCAGCUACUGCUGCACACCAGCAACCAAAGCGCUGGGCAAGACCUUGGUUAUGUUCGGGACUCAAAAGGUAGACUAGCACAGCAUAUCUUUCGGCUGCAACACCUGAGUCGUAGGCAUAGCGCUGGCGCUAAAGGAGUGGGUGUUACUCUGGCCUACUUUGAGCUGCAACGCUUAUUGUCACCUCAGGUACAAGGUGGGGUGCGCAGGCAGGCAGAAUUAGACGACCUCAUGGCGUUUAGGCUUCUGACGGAUGACGAGUUGGCCGUAUGCAUACAAACACCGCUUUACGUUCAAGAAUAUUUUGUUUGGUAUUUGGGGGCAACCGCAGGGGGGAUAACGGCAUCCAGUCCCACGCGGAUGAGCUCUGUGUCGUCGAUAUCGUGUAUGGCAAAGGACUGGACUAUCUGGAAAAUGCUUUGGCGCUUAAAGAGCUUUGUUUACUUUGCGCAACGGUCGCAUCUCACCAUAAGUCCAGGUGGCUGUACCUGCUAA